CUCACCCGUUAUCACCACCACAAACAAGUCCUAGCUAGUUUGCUAUCCUCUCUUGUUCCACCUACCACUCUUUCUUUGCAACACCAAAAAAGUAAUGGCAACCACACCAGCACUCUCUGGAACCAUGGUGAGCACCUCCUUCCUGAGGAGGCAGCCAGUGAAGGCAUUCCCGAACGUGGGUCAGGCUCUUUUUGGUGUUAAAGGUGGACGUGGAGCUGGUCGUAUCACUGCCAUGGCAACUCACAAGGUCAAGCUCAUUACCCCAGAUGGCCCUCUAGAAUUUGAAUGCCCAGAUGAUGUUUACGUUCUUGACCAUGCUGAGGAACAAGGCAUUGAGAUUCCUUACUCAUGCAGGGCUGGUUCUUGCUCUUCAUGUGCUGGCAAAGUUGUGGAAGGGAAAGUGGACCAAUCAGAUGGUAGCUUCCUUGAUGAUGAUCAAAUAGAGAGUGGAUUUGUUCUUACCUGUGUUGCUUACCCUCAGUCAGAUGUUGUUAUUGAGACCCACAAGGAGGAAGAGCUCACUGCUUAAGAAUGAUAUGAUAUGAUAUGAUAUGUGUGUUACCAUAAAUUGCUAGCUUUUAUCUUAUAUUUCUGUUCUAUUUUGUGUUUUGUUUGUGAAUUUGCAAGCUGAAUGAACUCACUGGCCUUUUCUGAGGA
Gastrolobium bilobum is the source of this 657-nucleotide messenger RNA. Its product is annotated as ferredoxin-like. Gene Ontology annotation, cellular component: chloroplast. Gene Ontology annotation, biological process: electron transport chain. The transcript has a single exon. Lineage: Eukaryota; Viridiplantae; Streptophyta; Magnoliopsida; Fabales; Fabaceae. Bases 95 to 529 code for a protein of 144 amino acids. The record is from RefSeq and is a predicted model, not a curated record. Gene Ontology annotation, molecular function: 2 iron, 2 sulfur cluster binding; electron transfer activity.